This is a messenger RNA of Delphinapterus leucas (beluga whale), 7648 nucleotides long. The record is from RefSeq and is a predicted model, not a curated record. Lineage: Eukaryota; Metazoa; Chordata; Mammalia; Artiodactyla; Monodontidae.
ACUUUCCCAGGAAAAUCCUGCUGCAAGCAAGAAACAUCAAGCUUCUCUGUGAGGGCACUACACAGAUCAAAGGCACGUGGAUCUUUCUCUCUAGCACGUAUCAGUUUUACUUAUGUUUCAGACCUAAGGAGGAAAGAAAUGUGGAACUUGCUGUGCUGAAGUUGUUGUUGCUAAGGAAGCACUAAACAGGUGAAGGCGAAACCCUACGAUGUGCAUGAACCUGGUGCCCCAGAUGGACAGAGGAACAAAGAGAAGGGGGAGGUCUGAACUGCGGAUGUCAGGAUACACAUGACGUUGAAAACUAUGUCUGGGGCCUUGUCUGGAGAGCUCCAGCAUUUCAGGAAGGAGAUGGAGAAGCCCAUGACAGAGGGAAAAACCUGGCAAAUGUGGCCUCAUGAACAUCUAUCUCCCUGAUGUCAUCAGGUCCAGAAGAAAUGUUUAUGGGUGUUUUAGGUAAACUUUAAAGCCCUAGAUCAAUGCUCACUUACUACUCCUGGAACCAGCUGGGCUUUGCACCAACCACUUUGAAUUAAUCCUUCCCAGCUCUUCUCGGAUAAAGAAACAAUCAAUUUGCAACUUGGUCGAGGUGAGUCCCAACUGCGAGCCUGCAAACCCCAUUCAGGCACUUGGCCUUCUUCCUCACCUGCUUUCUGCUGGAUGUCACCUUCCAAGAAUCCUCAAGGACCUCCCUAAGCAGGGGAAAGGAAAGAGAGGGGACUAACACGGAUUACCGGGCACUAGGAUUGAAAAUUUACAUCCAGGCUCUCAAUCAAUCUUGAAGCCAACUCCAUGAAGCAGGAUUGACCUCUCCUGUUGUAGAUACAGAUAAGAACAUGAUGCUCAGAGAGGUGAUGUAAUUCAACUAAGUUCCUACCGUGGCCUUACCUGGAGCUGGGAGAGACACCGAUAUCUUCAGGACAGUUUCCACUAUAGAGACCCAGAGCUCAACCCCUUCUCCAAAACCAUCCCAAUUCCUCUACAGAUGGGACAGGAAAGAUUUAUGAUGUAUUAACACUGAAAAGAGAAAGUUGCUAUAACAGUACAAAAAUAGCUAGACUCAAUGUCUAUGUACUUUACAGAUUGGAAAGCCCAGUCACAAACCUUCAUCUUUCCUGGAUGUGUCGAUCUGAUCCCUUUACCAAGACUGGUGCUGCCAAGAUUGGCAACUUGGCCUCAGGGGAAAUAAAACACUGAAAGUGACCUGGAAAGAAAGACUCUUCACCAGCGGGAGGAGGAUGUCUUAAAUGUCCUUAAUGAGUCCUUGGAGGGAUCUCAGCUCUCUGCUGGGAAACAGGGCAUAGGCAGGGGGCAUAGCUGAGAGAAGUGACCGAGAUUUGUAUUCCAGCCCAACCACUCAGAAACUGAAUACUUCAAAAGUAUCGAACACUGAUUCAGUGCUGAGUAUCCAUUCAAGGUUGCUUAGCGCACAUUGACUCAUUCAGACUGUGGACGUUACUGAUGAAGAUCUGACUGUUGGUGGUGGUGUUAUAUUCCCAUUUUACGGAAGAGGAAACUGAGGCCCGGGGAAGCCUAGGAGCUUGCCAAGCUCCCAAACGCAGUUUGGCUCCAGGGUCUGGCCCUUAACCUUCAACCCCGGGCAAGCCACGCUCUCUGAACUUGAGUAUCCUCGUUGCGUUGUUAGACGGAAAAUAACCUGGCAAUAAUAGUCUGGCAAUGUCUUCCACAUAGCUGGGCUCAAUAGGGCUGUUACCUGAAUAUGACUGUUCGCCUUUGGUUAAUUGUCUCUUUUGAGGAAACUCUUCUAAAGCUCCCGCAGGUAGAGAAGACCAGCGCUUCCUACACCAGCUCGAGUACCACUGAGCAGCUUCACCCUCUGUGUGUCCGCAGGCUUUGUGUCUGAAUUUACCACAGCGCGUUGCACGUCAAAAUGCAGUUGUUUCCACUUUUCUGGAUUAGCAGUUAGAGGCCCUUCAGGGAUAAGACCACAUCUGAUGCUUCAUGGGGACUACCUGUCUCUCAGAUACCACCCGCAAAGAUAACCCGAGGACCAUGGAUGCUGAUGAGGGUCAAGACAUGUCCCAAGUUUCAGGGAAGGAAAGCCCCCCGGUGAGUGACACCCCCGACGAUGGCGAUGAACCCAUGCCUGUCCCUGAAGACCUUUCCACCACGUCUGGAGGCCAGCAGAGCUCCAAGGGUGACAGAGGACUGGUUGCUUAUGGGGUUGACGGCUUUAGGGAUUUUCAUGCAAUAAUUCCCAAUUCUUUCUCUCUCGUCAGUUGCAGGAAUACUUCUGUCUCCUGUUUCUUCAUUUAAAAUAUUGAGCAUUUUGAGCUUCCCUGGCUUAAACUCACAGUGACAGCUUGGGGAUAUCUUUUCAAUGGAAAAAUGCUGUCAGAGUACCAUUUACCUCACCAGGAAAUAUAAAGACACAUUCGAAAGGAAGAAGAAGACAAAAGGGAAACAGAAUCCCUUUGUGAGGCGGGGCUGCCAGUGUGCAUUAUUCCUGUGCAUUAAAAUGAUUUGAUCAUUCAUGAGGCCGUAAGAUGCUUGGCAGGAGACUAAGGCCCCGAUGGCCCCGAGUUCCCUGGAUUCUCUCAUUGCUAAACUUGUCUAAGUGCUAAGGUUCAGGGGUCCAGGGUCAACUGGAUCUGCCCUGUUACUAAACACAUAGAAGGCCUCUGAAAUAUAUAACAACGAAACUUUCAUUUUCCCGAAUUUUCAGUUGCAUCGGGGAAGGAAAGUGGCUUUUGCCUCAGGAUUUGAAGGCAUCCACUCUUCAUGCAGCCACAUUUAUUAAAUAAUGACAUUGGGGUCCCGUCCAUUAGCUCCUGGGCGUCAGUGGAAAGGCUGCAAGGCUAGGCCUGAGCCAGAGUGUUCUGGGGUCAAGAAACACAGAAGUCUCCAUUUCAUGUUCUAGAUUUAAUCACUUCCAUUCAGCACCUUACUGAGUUUGACAUUUUUCUAAGUGGUGGGAGGAUGGAGUCAGAAGGUAUUUGUAAGUAUAAUCCCGGUAUUCAAGGAGAGUAUAACAUUUCACAGAAGCAGUACUGCGGCUGAGCAGUUUGGGGUCCAAGGAAACGGAGCCAAAGAAGUGGUUUAGGAAUUCCGAGGAGGGGAGGGACAUAGAGACAGCCUCCGUGGGGCGGACCCAGUACACCAAAUGCAGGCUAGGGAGGACGGACCAUUUCCUGGAAUUGAUGACGGGCGGGUCUGAAGAAAGAAAACGACGGGGCUGGUCCUGUGGCGUUCUCAAGGGACGAUGCAGGAACCCUGCUUGUCCCUUUGGGUGGACUCCGGGCUGUUUGCAUGUGAACCUGCAGGAGAUGGACAGCUUGCAUACGCUCCCAGCACCUGUUCCCAGUCUCCUCCUUCACUGGUUGGAGUAAAGGCUGGUGCCGCUGACUCUCGGUGGGUGGAGUUCAGAAUCACAGGCCCACCAGCACUCAGACCCCCGAGGGCCUUCCCGCACCAGCACCCGCCCCUCUGGCGCCUUGCCUGGGAGCCGGGCAGCGAGAGCCCGGCUAUUGCCCUCUGCCCUCGGGCUGCUCCGAGGCCUCCCAGGACGGGUGCCCCCCGUGGAGGGACCGCCGAUCCCCACUUUGCCGCUCUUUCUGCUUCCCCUCGUUCAGGAGCUCAGGGUGGGUGGCGGCAUCUCUGCUCUCAGCCGGAGGCUUGUGUCUCUGAGCCGAGCAUGUCCAGGCCCCGCAAUGUCCCCUAGGAAUGGGCUUCAGUGUCCCCCGACUUCCUUCUUUCUGACCCUCUCCGGGCUGCACUCCCCCAUUUAAAGGAGGCGUCCGGCCUGGCUGGCUCAGGGGACUCUAGAUGUCAAUAACAGAGGCCCCCAAGACCGCAGCCUCUGCUGUCCUUUGCUCAGGCCUCGUCACUAAUCAAGCUCCUCAUGACCUAAAAGCCCCGAAGCCAUUUUCACAUUUCCCGAGGUGGUGAAGCCAAGACACCCCUGUCCAAGCUUGUGUUUCUAAAAUGUGUAUUCUACCUUAAGUGAUGGAUGUCUGUUAGAUUUUGACCUUUGAGAUCUGGUCUGUGUUUGCCAUGUUUUAAGACAGUUCCGUGGCCUGAUUUCCAUCAUCUACGAAAAUAAGACGCAUGUCGCCUGUAUUCGCCUCCCGAUCAGACGAGAGGCCCCGUUUUCACAGACGCAGGGGUGGGGGGCAUCUCUGCCCCUCUUCCGUGCAACCAGCACCCAGCCUGCAUUUGUCCACGAAGAGAUGGGAACCUUCCCCCAACACUGAGAGAAAAUGCACACGUGCUUGAAUCUGCUGAGCCCUCGCUGACGUGUUGCUCUCUGGUUCUCACGUCCACUCCCAGCCCCCUCAGGUCCCCUUUCUCCCCUCUUACUUGCCACAGAUCUUUCCUGUCACAGUCUGGCCUCAAAUUCACCCCCAGAGCUCUAGCACGCGUCCGGCUCUGCAUCCCCGGCACCUGGCCUCCGGGACUCAGUGCAUCUACCCUUUGCUUGCCUGGGGCGCUCUGUCCGGUUCCCAUUAUUUACGCUGCCUUGGCCUUGCCACUGUGAUGCAGGGACCCCCAGUCUGGGGGUCUGCCUACCUUUUUUCCGAAAACCAGAACAUCACAGGAUACUGGAUUUUCUUCUUCGAGUUUGGUCUCUUCUGGCACCAAACACAUCUACCUAAAGUUGUACGAGGGGACCCACAGUGAUCGGAGGGUAAUUUAAAAUAAGCUCUCUUCAGCCUCUGGUUUUCGGCUCUGUGAACAGGGUCCUCAGAGAAGCUGCCACGUGGCAGCUGGCCUGCCUGCACAAACUGCGGUCGGAUGGGUGACUGGCGUCAAGGCUUCUGGCUUGAGGGCGUCUGCGGUAUUUAAGGUGACAUCCGUCCCUCGAUUUUCACUCCCGCUGUCCUCAUCCCGUUCACUCCUGACGCGCUUUACCUGCUCUGCCAGCAGGCUGCCCGCGGGACCGGGACGUGUGUCCUGAUGGCAGAAACCUCAGGUCGCCCGAAGCUCCCCUGUUGCUUACCAGGAAGGGCCCGCACUUCGUCAUCGACACAAGCCACAGGGCCACCAGAUGGUCACACAAACACCUGUCUUCUUAAUGCAGAACAGGUGGGAGUUGGGGGCAAGCGUUAAUAAGUCCUAUACUGAGGUGUGUUUUGGAGAAAGCAAGAGUCGGUCCCAUUGAGCUGGUUACCUCUAAACUUACGACCUGGAGCUAAGUGCAGGAAGAUCGGCGGAGGGAAUUAUGCCAGCGCUUGUUCAUCUGCCUGGUUCCCUUCCUCCGUCCACAGGGUCCUUGGCCUGCACCCCGGGUCCCACCUCCGGGCACUGGAGGACCUGCCACACCUACAGUCAUUUGCCCUGCUGUGCUCUGAACUGGCCCCAUCUCAUUUUCAAAAGCCAUGAGAGAGAUGAUUAAAAAUAACCCCGGUGAAGGAGUGCAGAGGGCUUUGAGCAUUCUGGAGCAGAACCCAGUGGGUAGGGAGGCCCUCGUGAGUUAGCUUUGAGAACGUGAUUCCAGAGGGCUCAGGGGUGAAGCUCCUUCACAUGAUGGCACAGCUACCCUCCUUACCUGUCUCGUCUCCUGAGCUCGCCAUGUCGGAGGGCUUGGUUCCCUGUCUCCGGAGGCUGGGAGAGGUCAGCAGGAGGCCGCUGAGAUGCAGGAUGCUCCCAAGCCCCUGCUCUUCGGGAUCUAGUAGGGGGGCUCACCUGGACACCCCCACUUCCUGAGUCCUCGGGACAGUCUUCUGUGAUGCCAGAAUGUGAUGGGAAGAGAUAUCCCCUCACUUCUGGGGUCUCCAAGUCCACAGUGGGGGUGUGGCCCGUGUCCCAGCUCAUUUGUUCCGUUUGCUUAUUUGUCUGCAAGUCUUCUUUCCAAAGAUCUGAUGGGCAACCUGGGCGGUGUGGCGGUUAGGAGCGUAGGCCCUGGGGCCAGGCUGCCUGCAGUAUCUCCCAGCUGUGUGACCUCAGGCAAGUUGCUCGACUUCUCUGUGCCUGGGCAUCUUCAACUGUAAAAUAGGAUAACAGCACCUCACUUAUAGGGCCGUUGUGAGGGUUACCCAUUACAGGGCAGUUAAAGUGCCUGGCACACGGUCCGUGCCAUGAACAUUCCUGGGGAGCCCCCUCAAGGGGACGGCUCUAUGGGAACGUGCUGCUCUCAUUUGCCAGGCCAGUCACUGGCCUAAGUUCACGUUACAUCCCUUUACCCACUGAGUCCUCUCAGAGCCCCUGCUGGGCUAGCGUGGGUAGUUCCUGGGAACGUGCUCUCAUUUGCCCAAGACCUCAGAGCCUGUAAAGAGUGGAGCUGAGAUUCUAAACCAGGGCUUUUGAUUUCAGAGUCUGGGCUCUGGGCUUCCAAAUCACGAGAAAUGUGUUGAGUCAAACGAACUUGGAGUGUUACUAGCACAGUUUUUCUCAGACUCGAGUGUACGUGGGAAUCCCUUGGAGGCUCAUGUGAGGAACGCCCAGGGCAGGGCCCACCCCCCAGACUUUCUAGUUCAGCGGGUUAGGGUGGACCCAAGAGUCUGCUCUUCCAACAGGUUCUCAGGAGAUGCCAGUACUGCUGGUCCAGGGACCACACUUGGAGAACCACUGAUUUACAACAUUGAUCAAAGAUUUUGUAGCCGUAGUUACUGUCGAUCUCAUUGAUUAUUUUACUGGGCAGAAUUUACCUACUUCCUCUCAUUCAUCUCUAGAGACUGUGAUGAACUUGAGGCCUUUCAGUGUAACUGCAGUUUCUCCCGGUCAUUACAGUAUUGGAUUCAGCCGUCCACCAUCACUUGGUGUCUCAGAAGAAUGCAAAAACCAAAUGACUAUUUUCUUUACUGGGAAAAAUACAUGAAUGACAGAAAUAAUGACUCUAAAUGCAGAGUAGACAGUGGUUAUUGUACUGCUACCAGGAGCCCUUCACCCCCGUGCACACACGAGUCUUACUUUCUGAAAAGCUACUGCAGAUCUGUGACGUUCACCAUCAUGCUGGUCAACCCUUCUGCAACUGGAAGAAACCUGAGAAAUCGUGGCCCUACUUUAGGACGCAGGUUUUAUUCUCAUCGUGGAAUAAAAAGGGUUUAGAGUGAUCACGUGCCAAAGAAACAAACAAACAGAGCUCUUUCAGGAAUCUCUGGUCAGAAAUCUGAGCGCGUGUUUGCUGAGUUUUGUCUCCAUGUUUAUUCAUACGUGAGUGAAGGAAAGGUAGUUUAUGCUUUUCCUUAUGAUUAAGGGGACUUUUUCAGGCUAGAUAAGCGCUUCUUAGGGGGUUUUGCCAAACAAGGUCCCACACCUAGGGGGGGUGCUACGUGAUCAGUACUCACCUUCUGGCGUGAGGGGUCUUCUGGCUCACGGGGUGUUGGACUUGGCCUCAGGUCCCUCCAGAGGGGCCCAGGCUGUCACAGUGGACCCGGUGACCUUACCCUGCAUAGAGGUCCCCCCACACACACCCAGUCUAAAGCGAGAAUUUAUAAAUUCCAUGCAUUUCCACCGUCUGCCCUUCGGACCUACAGAGAGGGCAGACGAGGGUCCCAAAGCCGUGAUGCUUGCUGCCAUGUAUCACAGUCCCCUGUGGGCCGGUGGGUCCAGAGCCCGGGCCACUGUCCCCUGGUGUCAGCUGCCAGGAACCCGUGUUUAGCAGGUGCCGCUCCCGCCGGGUUAUCUCUGCUGCUGUGCUGUCCUGUUGUGUUUUUGCGAUGACACUGAACGGCCCCUGUGUUGUAUUGUC